Helianthus annuus (common sunflower) is the source of this 1239-nucleotide messenger RNA. Its product is annotated as phosphatidylinositol transfer protein PDR17. Gene Ontology annotation, molecular function: phosphatidylinositol transfer activity. The transcript has 6 exons. Bases 182 to 1078 code for a protein of 298 amino acids. The record is from RefSeq and is a predicted model, not a curated record. Lineage: Eukaryota; Viridiplantae; Streptophyta; Magnoliopsida; Asterales; Asteraceae.
CAACUUUUUUUUGCAAAUUGACACUCUCGUCUCUCUUCUCCCACACAAUUCGCUCACAUCUUGUGAGCUCAAUUCAUCUCACCAACACUUCUUUUUUGCACUCUCUUCAGAUUACUGUUCGAUCGAAGCUGCGUCAUUCAACCUCUCCCUACGUAAAUUUUUCUGUUCACUGGUUAUCAGCAUGUCCAUCUUUUGGCGUCGCGGGUCUUCUCUCCAACAGCAAGAGAAGGAGCAGCCUGAGUUGCAAUCAGAAUCGAAGGUCAACGAGCUCAAAGGUACUCUCGGACCACUUUCUGGACGUAGCUUACUUUACUGCAGUGAUGCAUGUUUGAGAAGAUAUUUGGAAGCCCGUAAUUGGAAUGUAGAGAAAGCAAAAAAGAUGCUGGAAGAAACGCUUGCCUGGAGAUCAAGCUAUAAACCCGAAGAAAUACGUUGGCAUGAAGUUGCAGUUGAAGGUGAAACAGGGAAACUUUUCAGAGCAAACUUUCAUGAUCGAGCUGGAAGAACCGUUCUGAUACUGAAACCGGGGUUGCAGAAUACUACAUCAAUGGACAACCAGAUCAAACAUCUCGUGUACCUGAUGGAAAACGCGAUGCUUAAUCUUCCGGAAGGCCAGGAAGAAAUGGUGUGGUUGAUCGACUUUACUGGCUGGUCGUUUACCACUAACGUACCCGUUAGAACCGCUAAAGACACCAUCAAUAUACUACAAGACCAUUAUCCUCAGAGACUCGCAGUGGCAUUUUUGUACGCUCCACCAAGAAUUUUCCAAGCAUUUUGGAAGAUUGUAAAGAUUUUCAUGGAUCCAAAGACAGUCCAGAAGGUGAAAUUUGUGUACCCGAAGAACAAAGAAAGCGUAGAGCUGAUGAGGUCGUAUUUCGACAUGGAUAACCUCCCGGCCGAGUUUGGUGGAAAAGCGACCAUGAAGUAUGACCAUGAAGAUUUCUCGAGAUUAAUGGCUCAGGAUGAUGUGAAAGCUGCUAAAUUCUGGGGUUUUGACCAAAAGACCGGUGGCUACGCUGCUGCGAGUGCAGCAGUGGCUCCUGAGCCCUCUAAGCCAAUAAGUAUUACAGCAAGCUAGAGUGAUCUGAUUAACCAUGGUGUGUAGUGUAGUUGGUUAACUGGUGAUGAUUGUUAGAUCAAUGAUAGCUCUUAACUCUUUUGGUAUGCUUAUGAUGUUUGAACCUUUUAUGUGUUUUGCUAUUCAUCUGUCUUUUGCUAGCAUAUAAUUACAUUUUGAAA